CGCUGUAGCGAUUAAAUACCAAAACAAAAAAAAAAACAAAAAAUAAUUGUUUAUUAACUAUACAAAGGAUGAGCGCUACAACGGAGGGAUCCUGGAUUAACGCGAUCUUUGAUGAAAUUGCUCUCGAGGGACUCGAGGGCGUCACACUGCCAGACCUGUGGCGUUUGCUGGCGGUGCGACUGGAGUUCGACCCUGCCCCACUGCCCGUCAGUUUCCGGGACCAGGUGUGGACCCUGCUGCUGCGCUCUUGUCCCGCCAAAGUACAAUUCUAUGAAUUGCCCUCGCCGCGACCGUUUUUGCCUCCCUACGAUCGCGCCAAUGAUCAGGAUCCGGAGCUGGGCGUUGCCAUUGUGGCGGAGCAGUGCCCCUAUCUGCUGUACCGUUGUACACACGUACAGGAGGGCAACAUAAUAGGCAGUUGUGAGAACUACAAGACACGCAAGCGUGUGGAGGCGGCACUAAUACGCUCUCAAACGGCCGCCCAGGCGACGGAGCACUGGGACCAGCGACUCGUGGCCGUGGCCUCACAGGAGCUGCGGCACACGGCGCUGACACCGAUCAACUUAAUGACGCCCAAGGACAUGACCGUGCAGCAAUACGUGUGCUUGGAGGCUAUAGGACGCUCUCGCUAUAAUGGACUGACGACCGUCGGUCCCUAUGGGCUCAUCAACUACUGCAAGGACGCCAGCGUCGUGUUCUACAUCAAGAACAAGCUGCUGUCCCUGCAACUGAUUGCCGCCCAGGUGUACAAUGAGCGGCACAAGGGACGCUUCACCAACUCAUCGCUGCUGAUGUUGCCACGUUUCUUUCGCGUAUACAAGAGCCACACACAGAAGAGCAUCGACCGGUUGUAUCUGGACAUUACACAGAGCAGCAGCGGCCACAUACCGAUGGUCGAGGUGCCCGAGCGACUGGGCCACAUCAGUCGCAAGCAGGUGAAGAAGCUUCUGCUGACCCACAACAUUCGAAAGUUCUUCGAGACAAGUCAUGUGCCGCGUGUCGCCCCAGAGGCAGCCAGCUCCAGCUCCAGCUCCAGUGGAAAAGCAACCAAGGAGCCAAAGCCAUCGAAGCGCAAACAGAUUGUGCUGAAGCUGAGGAAGCCCGGUCUGGCGUACGAGGAGCUAUACGAGCACGAUCAGGAGAUCAGGGAGGAAAAGCAGGAGACCGAGUUCCUCAAUCAUCGGCAUAGCUUUGUGGACAUGCCGCCGGAGCUGGAGUGCCAUCGGGCAAUUGCCAGAUUCGGCAAGCGUGGACUCACCGCCAGUGAGCUGUGCCAGUAUGUGGGCAUUGGCAUGCUGGCGAUACGCGGCUUCCUCAAGCAUCUGAUGAAGCACGAACAGGUCAAGGACUACACCGAGCAGGUGGGCCGAAUACGCGUCAUCCGGUACGUGGCCAAAGCCCAAGCUCCCGAAGUUGAACUCAAGAAGACCGAACUGAAGCAAACUCUACUGCAGCUGCAGUGCAAGGAUGAGCCGACCAUUCCUGAAAGCUCAGAGGGAAUCUUUCGCGACACGGUCGAGAUUGUGGCGAGCGUGAAUCCGUUUAGCUUCAAAAUGAAAGACGUUCGACUGGAGAGGCAAACGCAGCGGCACCUGCGCCGCAAGGAGCAAAUCGUGAAGCUGAUUGAUGGCAACUGCAUCGUUCAUCUGAUGACUGUGUCGAGCAGCAUCAAAAAGGAGGAGCACAAAGCCGGCUUCAAGGACAUACUGUGUCGGCGUUCGCUCUAUCGCGUCCUGCGCACCAUGAUCGACGCUGGCAUCGUAAAUGUGCACGAGGUGACGCUGCAGUAUGGGCAACGGCUGCGUCUAUAUCGCUUGGUCACGCAUCCCAAAAUCGACGCGGAUCAUGAGCUCAUCCGAAGGGAGAUUCUGCGAUUGAAGAGCCAAUUCCAUCUGAUGAGCGAGGAGCGGCUGCAGCGACCCUCACAACUGCCGCUAAAGGAACGCAAACAGUUGCUGCUCAGCAAGAAGCAGAAUGUGGGAAGGCAGAAGCAGCAGAAACCCAAGAUACCAGCGCCGAAGCUGCUGCUGGCGCGAACGCUGCACGAUUUCCUCUUUUACGUGAUCUACGAACUGCCCAAGGAACAGAAGCCACUGGAAAUGACAGCGGAGCUGGUGGAGCAGUGGCAGAAGAUGGAGCCUGCGCUAGAGACGCGUCAGUUUCUGGACGAGUGGCGAGCAGACGAGACGCCUGUGUUGCCCUACAACUCGGAGAUUAGCUGGCGCACAUUUAUACCCCCACUGCCCAGCUAUGUGGACAAGCCCCCAGGCUGGGUCUUCUUCAUGGAUGCCAUGGACCGCAUGCCGCUCUCCCUGCUCCUGCGCAUCUGUCGCAUUGAGCGCGAGGACAGCGCUGAGCGACUCCGCCUGCCGCUCAAACAUCCCAUUCGCCAGCACUAUCUGCUCGCCCAGCUUAAGCUGGAGAAUAUUGUCUCGCGUUCGCGCCUGCAGAAGCUGUACGCCCGCACGCUCUGCCUGCUCAACCACAUGGGACUGAUUCAGGUGAGCGAUCUGCACCUAGGUCGCGACUCUGUCCAUCGUUGGGUGUAUCUGAACAAGCGUGCGCGGCUCCUGGACACGACUGCCAGCAGCGAGCACAACUACCAGAAGGUCAGCGCUGAUCGAACCUACAUGGAGCUGCGCUUUGAGUUCCAGAACCGCGACCAACUCGCCCAGUACUGGGCCAAGCUGCAGCACAUUUGUGUCUACACCAAGCUGGGCUUUCGCAAGGAUAAGAAGAAGCCGGCGACACGCGUCAAGCCGCUGUCCUUCUUUGGUCCCGAACGUUUCGACCAGGCAGCGGAGCUGGACAAUGGCACGGUGCCGGGCGACCAGUUGGGCGCUGCUGGCCUCAGUUCACUGCUCUUUGCCCAUCAGUUCCGCAACUGGUCGUGGGUGCAGACGAAGCCGGGCAAGAGUGGAGCCGUCGCCGCAGCUGGAGCUCUGAAAACGCGGAAGCUGGGCGCACUGACACGCAUCAAGGUGACGCCCAAGCUGCCGAUACGCCGAACUGCUGGCGGCACUGGAAGCGGCGCCAAGGCACCGCGCAGGAAGUGCGGUCCACGGGACGACAUUGAUCGGGAUGCCAUGCGUAAUAUGCGCACAUUACGCGUACGAUGGCUACCCGAGGAGGAUCGCGUGCUCAAGAUGGGACGCGCCGUAUAUCUGUUCUUCGAUGCUCCUGUGAUGGCGUUUGCCCUCAACAAUGUGGGCCUCGUGUGCCGCGACAUUAUUCGUCGCUAUCUGGGCAUCUGCAACAAGACGACGCAGGCCUGUGUGCGUCGCCUGCAGUUUCUGAUGCGCAUGAAACGUGACGCACCGGAUGUGCCCAGCUGGAUAUACAUGAUGCAGACGCAGCCGCAAUUUAAUUCGAUCUACAACGAACGAUUCAUGAGCAGCCUGAGGCGAGAGUAUGCCACCAAAUCGGAGCAAAAUGAUGCACUGCUGGUGCACUUUGUGCUCGUGCUGAACAAGCUGCAUCAAACGAUCACAAACUCGCACGGCACUGUUCGGAAUCAGUUUAUGUUGCCCGACACGGUGGCUGAAUAUCGAAGCCAGUUGAGCGAGUGCAGCCGCUUGAACGAUGACCAGCAGGUGCUGUACAGCAAUCCCAGCACGGAGACGGAGCUGCAGGUGGCCAUUGCGCAUGGUGUGCUGCACAGUCAGGUGUGCUGUGCCCGGGACAAAACGCUGUUCAAUCUGCAAACCUUUGAGAUCUACAAACACUUCUCCGAGGAGGUGCUGAAUACCGCAUUCAACAAGGCCCGCGCGGACUCCCUGCUGGUGGCUGUGAAGCGGCGCAACAUUCAUGCCGCCUCCAAUCGACAGAUCUCGGGCCCAGCCCACGUGCUCAGCUCCAAGUACAAGUACCGAUUGACCUACUUGAAGCUGGCCCACACCGUGCUCGAUGGUUACUUUGAGUUUGAGCAGAAACUCAACCUGGAGAAGGAGGUGCACCUGCCAUCGCCACAUUUCGCGCAGCUGCUGCUCCUGGGCGAGUGGAUGGUCAAGGGUAAGCUGAGGCUGUCGCUGCAUUUGCCAGCGAACAUUCUGACCGUGGACACCACGAGCAUGUCCCGGCCGAGUGGCUCAUCGACCGACCGCAUUCUGGAUCACUACAGCUGCAUCCUGGACAAUGCCCCGCAGACGGAGUACUCGAAGCGGCUGGAGAGCGAGUGCAGCAGUCGUCAGGCGUCGCGGGUGCGCUUCCAUCCGGCCAAUCUGAGCUAUCGCAUUCAGUCUUGUCCGUACAUUCAGCUCUCGAAGCUGCCGCUGCGCGUCAUGCACUUCUUUUGUGCCUUGGACGCUUUGGGCGACUCGGUGACCAUCAGCAGCGCGCGGCUGGAGCAGGGCGACUGCCCCUUUGCCAACUGCAUCAUGCGCAGUGGCAACUAUCUCAAUGCUGUCGAACGGAUUGUCCAUGAGCAGCGAACGCUGCUGAAGCAGCUGGUGGCCGAUGCCCUGCCCCAGUCGCAGUUCCAGCUGGAAGCCCACUCGGCCGGCACGGCCCUGACGGUGAGUGUGUCCAACAUUCUGGCCCUGACGCAGCAGCUGGAGGCCUAUUGGCGGCAGCAACAGCAGAAGCUGGAAUGCAAGGAUCUGGGCAAGCUGCUGUCGGAGAAGACUCUCCACAAGCUGACCGACUGGCGAGCGCUAUGCUCGGAGCUGAUUGACUACGAGGCGCACAUCUGGGAGGCAGAACGCUCGCAGGAAUUCGAACCGGCCAUGAACAAGGAGGAGCGCGCACGAGUGCAAGACGUAUUCGUGGUUCAUCUGCCGGCCAUUGGCAUGCACGCGGCACAGCAAGAGGAUCUACAGCAGGCCAAACAGUCAGCGGAUAGCCUGCGUACCGCUGUGCUGGCAAAGGUGCUCAAGGCCACGUAUUGGCACUACACGGAGAAAACCUUUGAGACGCUUCUGCCAGCAUUGAAGGAGAGGAACUACGAUUCCAAUGCCAUCCGACACAUGGAGGACAUUCUCAACUACAUUGAGCGACAGCCAUUGGGUGUACCGGCGAUGGAGCUGCGAGAGACUUUUCCACUGGGGGACUUCCUGCUGGAGGCGCUGCAUGUGCUCGAAGACCACGAACUAAUCAAGCGGGUGGGCGUGGCCAGUCACAUGUACGUGCACAAGCGUUACAUACGCAACUGGGUAGUGCACACGUUCCACAUCAAGCGGUUGGAGCGGGAAAGGGUGCAGACUCAGGUGGCGGCCGCACCUGGCACAAUGCAGGCAGUCAUUGGCCAAAAGCGCAAAGAGGAGGAGCAGCAUACGACAGAGGAGGCGAGUCCCCCAUCGAAAAAGAUCAAACUGUCAGAGCCCAACAGCAGCGACUCUGAAAGUGAUGAACUGGCAGCAGAAUCUGUGCCCAAGAGACCCAGAAGAACCACCAAGAAGGAUCCACCCUUUGUGAACGCUCUGCGAAAUGAAGCAUCGCACGAUGCAAUUGUGAUGCGACCGCAGCCAUGGAUACGGUUGAAUGCCUCGCUCAAUCGUCGCGUGCUGGAUCGCUGGAUGGGCGCCGUGCUCAGCGAGUGCAUUUCCCGCAUGGGCUGCACCGUCCACAGUUUGUUUCUACGUUUUCCGUAUCUCGUGCCCGUGGACGUGAUGUUUCUGCUUGAGCUGCUAACCGAUUUAGGUUGCCUCCACUUGAUGGAGCUGCAAACGCACAAAGUUCACGUGGAGACCACGCAGGAUGAGCAGUGCGGGGAGCAGCCAGUCACCGAACUGUAUGAGCCCAAGCUCACCUAUAUUAUUGUUCGUGGCGAUGCUAUCGGACGCCUCACCAGCUUCAUUGGACGCAAAAAGUAUAGCACCGAAUUCAUGUGAGUUUAAGCUACGAUCUUUGUCCCUUUUUGGGCACUCAAUAAAGUUGAUCCACAGAAAUAACUUUUAAAA
Drosophila subobscura is the source of this 5897-nucleotide messenger RNA. Its product is annotated as general transcription factor 3C polypeptide 1. The coding region runs from base 69 to 5828 and encodes 1919 amino acids. Gene Ontology annotation, molecular function: DNA binding. Gene Ontology annotation, biological process: 5S class rRNA transcription by RNA polymerase III; transcription initiation at RNA polymerase III promoter. The transcript is spliced from 6 exons. Lineage: Eukaryota; Metazoa; Arthropoda; Insecta; Diptera; Drosophilidae. Gene Ontology annotation, cellular component: transcription factor TFIIIC complex. The record is from RefSeq and is a predicted model, not a curated record.